Messenger RNA from Cavenderia fasciculata, 1515 nucleotides. RefSeq lists its product as uncharacterized. The coding region runs from base 1 to 1515 and encodes 504 amino acids. Lineage: Eukaryota; Evosea; Eumycetozoa; Acytosteliales; Cavenderiaceae. The transcript is spliced from 2 exons. The record is from RefSeq and is a predicted model, not a curated record.
AUGAUUAACAACGAUGAAGUUCAAUUAUUAUUAACAUCAACAUUCUUUAAAGUAUUCAAAAACAAGUAUUUAUUUUAUCAAUUAUUCAAUGCAGUCAAAGAAGUUCAUGAAUUGAUAGAACCCGUUUCUAGUUUGUACACCAAUCGGUACUCAUUUCAAGAUGCAACUAUUACAUGGGUAUCAUAUAAUCGAUUCUACCGAUUAUUGAAUGACAUUUUACGUUACUGUCCCCAAACCAUCAUUAACACUCAGAAUCCCUAUACUGACCUGUCAGCUCUACUCACCAAUCCAGAGUUGACAGAACCAGACUUUUUCAAGAUAGUCGAUCUAUGUGUCAAAGAGAAAACCCUUUCUCCUUACAUUUCAAUCGUGUUGGAGUAUCUAGCUGGCAAUCGUUUCUAUUAUAAUCCUCCAAAUAGUCCUUCAAGAUUCAUUAGAGCAUGCCAUUAUUUGCGUGAACAGUCAAAAGACAUAUUGGCAGCCAACUUGCUAUACACAAAUAGAAUCAUUAAAACCGUCGUGAUUUCAUCAAACUAUGAAAUAUUUCAAUAUGUUUUAGAGUCGUUGGGUCCCAAGAAUGCGCACCUUAGAGACUUGCUUGAAGUGGCAUCCAUUCUUCCACCAUCACCAGACAAUCAACUCAUUCUCCGAUACAUAUUGGACUGCAGCGAUAAAAGAUAUCUAUCAUAUAGAAAUAUAAACUUUUUCAAAACUGUUGCCAUUGGUAAUGUGGCAGCUCUUGAAAUGUUGGAUAGGAGAAUGAAAAUACCUUCUUUGCAAGACCAUCACUCAAUGAAUUGUGGUGGAAUAUCACCUAAGACAAUGGAGGUUGCAUGUCUAUUUGGACGUUUAGAUGUGGUCAAGUUUUUACACUAUAAUAGAAGUGAACUAGGAACAAACAAGUGUUUGGCACUUGCUGCAGUAUCAAAUAAUCCAGAAUUAAUUAAAUUUCUACACACAAAUAGAAGUGAUUGUGGAUCAUUGUCAUCGGUUGUUCCAUAUAUCCUCCAACGAUCAAAAUUGGAAGAGGAUAUGAAAAAGUUGGAUAAAAAGACUAGAUUUAGUCAUUUCUCAAAUCACCGUAUCGAUUAUUCCAACUAUCUUGAAUACAACCAAAAGAAUAGUGAUUAUUUUGCCUACCUCUAUUAUGCUCAAUCUUUUGAUAAUAUUUUUAAUUUUGGAAGCACCAAUUCAACAGUUUUUGAACACUACCUACAAAAAGAGGCUUUUGUGGGCUUGUGGAGGGAUAUGCUUCGAGAUGGAUAUAUAAAACAUCAAAUCGAUGAAAAGAAAAAGCAAAAGAUCAUAUCUGAUAGAAAGGAAAUUAUUCAAUAUCUUCAAGACAAUAAUGUAAUCAAUCAAACAACAAUUCCCAAUAUCAACUCGUAUCCUAUAAACAACGAUCCAAAAGUAAAAUAUUUUGGUGCAGAAAAUUCUUUUAUAAAUAUGUUUAAUCUUUAUAAAGGUCCAAUUCCAAAGGUACAAUUUAACCAAGAUAUUUUGGUUAUUGAAUAA